AUGUCAGACAAUAGUAUAGAUCCCGCGACGCUCGCAGCUGCGGCAGCCAUAGUAGCAGGAGCCAGAAACCCAGGAUCAGCAGAAGCAUCGCGGAAUCCAUCGCCACCAGUCCCUGGCGUACCUGCACCAGUACCCGUUCCAUUAGUAACUGUAUCGUCCACAACUUCAACUCCUCUUUUGGAACAGGCCAAAAAUGCUCUUGCCCAGUUGGUCAAAACAUCCAAAAUGAACCGAAGCCGUGGAUCAGCACUGGCAGAGAAACCGGAAGUUCAACUGAUGCUUGACAAAGAUCUUUUCUUGAUUCAAUCUGAUCGACGGACUAAAAUGAACCCCUUGCAACAAAUGCAACUUUUAAGAGUCUUAUCACAGUUUUUCUUGGAACGAGUUGACGAUGGACACCGAUACGCAUACUUUGAGGCAAUUUUCUUAGGAAGAGUUGAUGAUCCGGUUCUUCACGAAUACCGUCUUUCGGUGAUGUACCAACUGGUUUCGUUCUCUGUUCAGUAUCCAGUUUUGCAAAUUUUGAACCAUGUGAUGGGAUGGAUCAGCAAAUUGAACAAUGAAACUCAAGAAAGAAUGUAUUGCGAUCGGUUAAUCGACAUGAUGGUUGAGCAUUUUGUGCGGACUUCGAACAUCGAAAACCGAAUGCAUGAUUAUCUUCUCCCUCUUGAAACCAGCUGCAGUGAGUUCUGUGCACUCUUCAUCGCUCGAGCUCCUCUUCAUGGACCAUUGUCCCCUGCAAUGGUUGAAGUGAUUGUUCAGUAUUGUGCUACAAAUAUGCAAUUCAUUCUUCGACAUCUCCGAGACACUCCUUGGCAAGGAAAUGACUUUGCAGAAAAAGUUAUUCCAAGGUUGGUCGAGCAGAUGCUGGUCGACGAAACAGAUGACUCCGACAGUCUUGGAUCAUGUAUAUGCUACUUCCUGUUCCGAUGGCAUAUUGAUGUGCUCGCAAAUGCAGACAGAAAGGGGCCGACCAAGCGAAUAGAAGUCUUAGAUCUACUUCUCUCCCCCGAAUAUCCAUGGACGAAACGAAGAGCUUGCGUUUUAACGAGUGCGAUCGCAGCAUCCACCAGAAGUGAAGAAGUAGUUCAAAAACAAUUGAAAAAGCUGUUUGUGCCUGUAACAUUCAAACCGGCUGUUGAACUUCUUUGCUCUGGAACGGUCAAGGAUAAUCCACAAAAAGUACUAGAAGCGCUAUCAGAGAUGACGUUGACUCGGGAGCUACGUGCGUUAGCUGGAGAAACGAAUUGA
Molecule: messenger RNA, 1251 nt
Organism: Caenorhabditis briggsae
Lineage: Eukaryota; Metazoa; Nematoda; Chromadorea; Rhabditida; Rhabditidae
Exons: 5
Coding region: 1-1251 (416 amino acids)
Source: RefSeq, a predicted model, not a curated record